AUGCUUGCUGCACGGUCGCGCGGCGCAGGUCGUGGCGUGGCUGCGCCGAUCCGCUUCCCCACCAAUGAAGAGGUCGUGAAAGCCCUGCAGGAGCGCGUGGAGGCAAGCUCCUUUCAGUCGGCCGGCGUCGUGGCCACCCUGCGCCGCGCGCUGCUGGACGACCCCUCCUCCAACAGCCUCACGUUCUCAUCAGAAGACCAGGUCCUCGCUUACAUCGGGAACCGCGCAGUCCGGCCGGUCUUCACAGACCCGGUCUGCGGCGACGGCCAGUGCGAGGCGCCCUGGGAAUUCCCCGCGUGGGGCCCCUUCGGCUGCCGCGCGGACUGCGGCGUGCAGCCAAACGUGACGCACGUGCUGGUGGCCGUCACGGGGGACUUUGUGGGACACGCGACGCUCAGCCCGCGGCUGCUGAUGCAGGGGGUCAGCUGGAACCUGUGCCUGGACGACGCGCAGCGGCGCAAACGCGGGGAGACCGACCUCUGCUGGUUUGAGGAGGACCAGUCUUUCAGCCAGUACCAGGAGACACAAAUCCAAUCAGUCAGCCUGGUGCCGGGCUCAUGGUACGUACGCGUGCUGGGCGACUUUGCCGGGCGUGUCAGCGGCGCCAUAUACGACGCGACGGUCGAAAACGCCCCGCAGCGAAUGACCGUGCAGGUGCGGUUGGAAGCUGCGUGA
Molecule: messenger RNA, 675 nt
Organism: Monoraphidium neglectum
Lineage: Eukaryota; Viridiplantae; Chlorophyta; Chlorophyceae; Sphaeropleales; Selenastraceae
Exons: 3
Coding region: 1-675 (224 amino acids)
Source: RefSeq, a predicted model, not a curated record